AUGCUCCGGCCGUGCGUGUUACACUGUAAAGUGAAGGAACGGUCUGUUUUCACGGCGAGUCGGGCGGUCGGCUGGUCCAGUGUGCUAUUCGGUGGUGCUAGAUAAUUAGAAGUCUCUUAUUUUGAGAGGCUGAAGCUGAAGAUGACCUGACAGUCGACUUGGAAGGCAGUCACUGAGAUACCUGAGCAUAUUUGCACCCACUGGGAGACGUGACAAUGCGCUGCCUGGUUUUUGGACUGGAUUGAGAGGAGGCUCGAGCACCGUUUGGGGGAUCUGGGCAGGGAAGCAGGACACCUGCCCUCACUACGCCAGCAGUGAAAAUGGCUCCUUACGGCCUCCUCCUGGAUCGGAGCGGACACGCCAAGGACACGCGGUGACAUGGUGAUCAUUCACGCAAAGACGCUGGAAAAGAAGAAGGCCGAUGAUGUAACGACUAGGGGUUCCCGUUUGGAGCUGUGUGGCCCUCCGACCAUGAGCCAAGGGGCGGCGCUGUUCUCCCGUGGAGGCGGGGGCACGGGCAUGUGGGGAGACAUCAGCCGCUGCCUCACCAUCCAACAGGGGGCGCCAGGCGCUGGUCUGGAAAGCCUUUGGGAUGCGGGCCCUGCCGGCGGCCUCACCAGCCUGAUUCAUGACUUGAAGCUGAGCGAAGGCAAGGCGUCCCCCUACCCGUCAGCGGCGGUGCCGACGGCGCCCCCUAGCAAGCGUCAGUGCCGUUCUCUGUCCUGCUCAGACGAGCCGCCUAGCAGCCGGAGCGCGUGGAAGCCCCAGGGCUCGCGGGUGUGGACCACGGUGGAGAAGCGCCGUUGCCACAGCGGGGGCAGCGUGCAGCGCGGUCCCUCGCAGCCAGGGGGCGCAUUCCCCGCCAUGCAACGUAGCUCCAGUUUCAGCCUGCCCACCCGUGCCAACGGCCUCCCCGAACUGCCCUGCUUCAGCUUCACCGGCAUGCCCUCACCCUCACUGGCGGAGCCCCCGCACGUCCUCUAUCUCUCUCAGGAACGAGUCAGCCCCCCCGGAGGGCAGGAGGCCUCCCCCGCCACCUCCCCGGACUCCACGCCAGAGCUGGGCCGGCGGAUGGGCGCGGGCGGGCUGGCGAGGAGCCACUCGCAGCCCUGCGUGCUCAAUGAGCGCAAGAUCGGCAUGAAACGCAGGAGGCCUGAGGAGGUGCAGGAGCAGAGGCCGUCCCUGGACUUGGCCAAGAUGACCCAGAAACUCUCGACUUUCUGUAGCCUCAGCUGUCCGGGCUUUACGGAGACUUCCUGCUGUAGCCCCGCCCCUUCCUGUAGCAAUGGCACCAAGCAGCCAAUUGACUGCGACGACCAGGGGGUGGAGCCUCGGCACAUGAUGACACGUCGCAAAGACCCGUCUGGAAAGGAAGCGGGUGGCUAUUCGGCCGGAGGCGACGCGGGUGGGUGCUGGCGGGUCCCGCGCAGCUCCGGGACUGAUGCGGACCGGCUGGGGGGCGAGCUGGACAUCGAGCAGAUCGAGAGGAACUGAUGCGGGUGUCUUUGAGAUGGGGGGGGGAACACGGCACAGCCAGGCUCAGGAUGGACGUCACUGGCAGAAUGUGGACACCACCUGACUCGGAAAGACCACAAUAUUUUGGCAGCACCUUGGACACGCACAAUGGUUUUUUAAUAUAUAUAUUAUUAUUAUUGUGGUUGUUUUUUGGGACGUAUAGAAAGGGACCUACUUCACGUGCACUCAUCCAGGGGGGGGGGGG
Paramormyrops kingsleyae is the source of this 1720-nucleotide messenger RNA. It is a transcript of the gene fam53b, whose product is annotated as family with sequence similarity 53 member B. The record is from RefSeq and is a predicted model, not a curated record. Gene Ontology annotation, cellular component: nucleus. Lineage: Eukaryota; Metazoa; Chordata; Actinopteri; Osteoglossiformes; Mormyridae. Gene Ontology annotation, biological process: protein import into nucleus; positive regulation of canonical Wnt signaling pathway.